GGAGCUUCGGUCAUGGCGGACCAAGAGGAGACAUUUGUCCUCCAAAACUCCCCGGAUGAGUCGGAUUCAAGGGAAUUACAGAACGACAAUAAACCAGAGAAACAGAACGGGACUUCCACUAAAUCCCCGUCGUCACAGACAACUUACAUUCAGCAGGGAAUGGAGGGAAUAAAGGUCUACCUGCACGAAAGGGAACUGUGGAUGAAGUUUCACGAGGUGGGCACGGAAAUGAUCAUAACCAAAGCCGGACGGAGAAUGUUCCCCAGCUUCAAGGUUAAGGUUACGGGAUUAAACCCCAAAACGAAAUAUAUUCUCCUGAUGGAUGUUGUUCCCGCAGAUGAUCAUCGAUACAAAUUCGCCGACAAUAAAUGGUCUGUGACCGGGAAAGCUGAGCCCGCCAUGCCCGGGAGGCUCUAUGUCCACCCGGACUCUCCCGCUACCGGGGCGCACUGGAUGAGGCAGCUCGUCUCCUUCCAGAAACUGAAGCUGACUAACAACCACCUGGACCCAUUCGGACACAUCAUAUUAAAUUCGAUGCACAAGUAUCAGCCGAGGAUUCACAUCGUGAAAGCGGACGAGAAUAACGGUUUUGGCUCCAAAAACACGGCCUUCUGCACCCACGUCUUCCCGGAGACAGCCUUCAUCGCGGUCACGUCCUAUCAGAACCAUAAGAUCACCCAGCUGAAGAUCGAGAACAACCCGUUCGCGAAAGGCUUCCGUGGAAGUGAUGAUAUGGAGUUACACCGGAUGUCCAGAAUGCAAAGUACCAAGGAGUAUCCAGUAGUACCUCGCAGUACAGUGCGACAGAGAGUUGGUUCCAGCCAGAGUCCGUUCGGCGGGGAUGUCCAGGGUAUGGCCACACCCAGCACCCUGAGCUCUCAGUACUCCCAGUGCGAGAAUGGGGUCACAAGCACCUCACAGGACAUGCUGCCUCAGUCGGGCUCCUACCCACUGCCACAUGAGCACGGCCAAGAAUACCACUGCAUCAAAAGGAAAGUGGAGGAUGACUGUCACUCAGGUGAGCACAGUUAUAAGAAAGCCUAUCUGGAAAACUCAUCCAGCGAGGAAGACCAUUACUACCGGCCAAUUGGCUACACCCAGGGCCUCAGCCUCGCCACUGGGCCCUACCGCAGUGAAUCCAGCCAGCGGCAGGCCUGCAUGUAUGCCAGCGCCUCGCAAGGAGCUGAAUCUGUUCCCAGUUUGGAGGACAUCAGUUGUAACACAUGGGCCAGCGUCUCGCCCUACGGCAGUUGUUCCGUCACCACCAUGCAGCCGAUGGAGAGACUACCCUACCAGCACUUCUCCGCUCACUUCACUUCAGGGUCUCUGGUGUCCAGACUGGGUGGGGUGGGAGGCCACGCCUCUCCGCAGCUGGGCGACGGCCACCACGCGGCUAUGUACCAGAGCUCCAUGGCCCAUCAGACUCUGGGCCGCCAGUGCAGUCCCGGGACUGGGAUCCAGUCGCCAACAGCUGGCCUACAGGGAAAUGAAUACCUCUACACACAUGGCAUACCGCGCACACUAUCGCCACACCAGUACCACUCUGUACAUAGUGUCAGCAUCAUGCCAGAGUGGAGUGAGAACAGCUAAAACAAAGGUUUUUUUUUCCACACUCAACAGAUACAAAGAAAAGAAAAGACACAAAAGGACCAAAAUAAGCUGGGUGUAGGUGAAUUUAUAUUUAUAUAUUUUUGACAAUGUGUGGCUGUUCAUCUUAAAGAGAUCCAUGUUUUUCAUGCGGAACACGAGAUAUUCGUAGGGUGGUGUUGACUUGAAGAGGAAGCAUUUUAUCAGUUAAGUAGUUGUGACAGCAUCUGCACUCAUAAGAAAGCAACAUACGCAUUAAUGAAAAGGAGCUGGACCAGAGCACACACAAGGACUGCUCAAGUGCAGAGAACACUGACAGUAAACAGAACAGAAAUGCUUUGGAUGCUUGGCCGGCAGCCUCUAGCUGGACGCUAUUCUUGUGCAGUGUUGUCUUUUUUGCAUGUGUGUGUUUCUUUUUUAUUGCCUUUUGGAUGUCAGUGGCCAGUGAAUAUAUUUUCAGCUUUUUCUCAUCAAGUUCAAAACUUGUUUUAUAUUCAUGUCACAAAUUUAUUGUUUUUUUCUUCUUUAUCACAUUAGCCUUAGUUGUCAUUAUCUUUUACUUUUUUGUAGUUUACCUAAGUUGUAACAGUGCAAAAACAUUUUUUUUAAAAAGAAAGAAAAGAUAAUGCUGUAAGUAUUUGUUGUGGCCCUUGGAUGAGAAUGCUUGCUCCUAAAUCUGUCCAAAAUGGGAUUUUGAAAUGAUUACCGGUAUGCGUAUGGUAGAAAUCUCCCGUUAAAUGGUUUGUUGUUUUUUUCUUUUUUCUGUUUGUUUGUUUUUUUGUUGUUUUCUUUUUUUUUUGGUAAAGACCUUUCAGGCAGACUCACUCUUCAGUAAGUGAAGUAACAGAAAUGUCACUGCCAAAAAGAAGUGCAGAAAUGCAGACCAUGACACCAACAACACCUUGAAGAGUUAUUUGCAUCAGGCUGGUAUCUGUACGAACAUAGAGCUAGUGAUUUCCAUGAUGCCUUUUGAGAAUCAUCCCGCAUUUUGCUAUAUUUGAGAACUUAAUGUGAAAUCAUGUUAUACGGUGUAGUUCUUGACUUAUCAAGCAGAGGUUUCUAGCUGCUGUUGCAUACACUCUUGCUUUUCUUAAAGGUGGUUCAUUUCUUGCAGUAGCCCAUUCGAUAGUUUCUUAAGGCAAUUAUGUAAAUUUUUGGAUUCAGUAUUUUCUUUUUCUUUCUUUUUGGUAAAGUGUAGAACUACAUUUGGCACCAUUAAAGCACUGGUGGAAUAGGGGGAAGAGAAGUUUUAACCUGAAACAUAUUUACUCUGAUGAUCUAAUAUCGAAACUGCUACUUAAUGACGUUCACUUUCUAGGGUAUGUUGGACUACAGUGGACUCAAGUUAAAUUUAGAAAACAUGCCCAUAUAAUACUACCCAUUUCUGACCUGAAGAUACAUUACCUGCUGUCAAGUGUACAGUAUACAUCUAAUAUAAAAUUUCACGCACUAACUUCAGUUCAACAAAAUAUUGCCAAUAUGACAUGUAGUCUCCUGUGUGAGUCACUAGAAGUCAAUGAAGUAUUCAAGGACAACAGUGUCUGAUAAUAAAACGUAACUGAGACUCAGACAGUAAAACUUUAUUACCAAUAUUCAAGAUCCAUAUUUACUACUUGAUAUUUUUUAUAAAUGAACAUUUAAUAUUAACUGUAUAUCACAAUUAUACCUCAGUUCAUCAUGUGGUUAGAGACAGUGUUUCAGUUUUUUGUGACUUCUGAAUGUUUAAGCAGGAACAAAAUUAUCAGCAUAUUGAGUAUUGUCAGUAACAUGAUGAGGGUGUUGAUAACUGUUUAGUUAUUUACGUUUCUCUCCUCCUUGUGGGCAAGAACUCAACAAAACACAUUUAAGAGUUGUAAUCACCCACACGUAUUUAGAGAUCUACAGAUGGGCAUGAAAAUGCAGUUACCAGUUACCCUUGGGCUGUCAGACUCGGAAAAUUAAGUUGGUAAAGUCUGGCCAGUGAUAAAAAAUGUUUUAACAUCGUAAAAACUGCAUUUACAGCAUUUUUUAACUAUGUAAACACCACUGAAAUAUGCUUAGCAUUCCUAAAUAUGGCUCACAAAAGUUGGAAAAUGCAAUAAUACAGAUAAACUAGUCUUAUCUUUCAACAGGUCAACAUUAUCUCUUUUUUGUUACUUGCUAUUUUAAAAUUGGUUCAUAGCACUUUCUCGGGCACACAUCACUUAUAAAACUGAAGAAAUGUCAAUUCUUUGUGUGCUUGAGCUUAUCCUACAGUAGCAGUCAUCCACUGUAGGGGAACCAGAGUGCUACUUCAUUCACAUUUGCAUUAGUUUGAUUUCUAAAGACCAACUCCAGUGUGGCAAUUAAACAGUAUAGACUCAUUUUAUUUUGCAUCUAAAAGAUAAUAGUUAUUACUAAUUUUCCCAAAAUAAAAACCUUGCUUAUCUUGAAUAAGUUCUUCAUCUUUUGAGAAAUGGUAAAUAUGUGUUUUAUGCAGUCUCAUCUUGUACACAGUGAAUGUGUGGGCUCUGAAAUAUUAUGUUUAAUAUUUCUUAAAAUGGCACUUGAGACAGUCAAACAUGUAAAGUAGCAGCCAGACAUCACAUAGAAUGUAAAUUUGAAAAUGCGAAUGACAUUUACUUGAUACACAUUACAAAUCAAAGAUCCGUUUCACCAUGCAGUUGAGUGUAUGUUAGGGGUAUGUUUUACAUGUGGAUAAAGGUUAAUUUUGAAGUCCUUGUAGGUGUUAGGAUGUUUUUUGUCAAUAGUAUUUAUUUUUCAACUAUGUAAAUCAGCUUGCUCUUUCAUAUAUCAAAGAUAGUUGGUCCAGUUUUUAUAGCCCGCUUUUUAUGAUUGUAUAGGAUUUUCUAAUCGUACUUACUCAUAAAACAAGAGAUUACUAUACAGCUGUCAAAAGUAUCAAAAUAAGAUUGAAAAACAAAAAUACAUAACUGUGUAAAUAUUCAUGUACAUAACAGAAUAUCUGCAAUAAAUUAAAAAAAAUAAACAAAGUGUGUUGUAU
Molecule: messenger RNA, 4570 nt
Organism: Cololabis saira (Pacific saury)
Lineage: Eukaryota; Metazoa; Chordata; Actinopteri; Beloniformes; Belonidae
Gene: tbx5a
Product: T-box transcription factor 5a
Exons: 8
Coding region: 13-1590 (525 amino acids)
Biological process (GO): cell fate specification; pattern specification process; regulation of transcription by RNA polymerase II
Cellular component (GO): nucleus
Molecular function (GO): DNA-binding transcription factor activity, RNA polymerase II-specific; RNA polymerase II cis-regulatory region sequence-specific DNA binding
Source: RefSeq, a predicted model, not a curated record